This is a messenger RNA of Notolabrus celidotus (New Zealand spotty), 5670 nucleotides long. RefSeq names its product interphotoreceptor matrix proteoglycan 2a (gene impg2a). Gene Ontology annotation, molecular function: hyaluronic acid binding; heparin binding. The transcript is spliced from 21 exons. Lineage: Eukaryota; Metazoa; Chordata; Actinopteri; Labriformes; Labridae. Bases 1 to 3219 code for a protein of 1072 amino acids. Gene Ontology annotation, biological process: visual perception. The record is from RefSeq and is a predicted model, not a curated record.
AUGGGAUACGCCUCUCUUCAGCUGCAGAGGAAACCAGGGAACCAGCGUGUUGUAGUGUUGCCGAAUGAUUUCUACGUGGGCUUCUAUGCAACACAGGAGGGUUCAGCUAUGGGUUACCUGACUCUCCCUUACAGUCAGGAGCCUGACAUGUUUCCAGGUGUUGAUCCUACGCCCCAUGUCAAGACAUCUUUUGAUGACCUUGCAGUCUCUAGACGGAAACGCAAUAUCUUUUUCCCAAGUGGAGUCAAACUCUGUGCACAAGAGACCGCCGAGCAAGUUGCUGCAAACCACCUCAGCUACUUUUACCUCAGAGUGUGCCAGGAAACCAUAUGGGAGGCUUUCAAAAUCUUCUGGGACCGCCUGCCAGAGCAAGACGAGUACCAAAGCUGGAUGAACAAGUGCCAGGAGGGUGCUGUCACGGCACAAGAUGUUGGCAACUACUUCAGCCAAUCAGGGGAGCAUCAGACUCUGGUUAAAAAGAGAAAAUCUGCUUCAGCGUUACUAAGUCCUCCAACACCAGAGACACCUAAAGCUAUCGAUCCCCCUGAUAUUGAGCCCCACCAACUCCAAGAAUUAGAAGAAAAUGUGGACGAGGAUGAAAACGACAUUAUCCCGGUGCCAGAGGACAGUUCACAGGACAAUGACAUUGCCGUGGCGCCUCCCACCCCUGCUGUGCUGGAGCAGGUGGUAAAGCUCAGCAUCCUCCUUACCGGGGAGAUGUUUAACAACAACCUUGAUGAUCCGGACAGCCUCCAAUACCAAAUACUCAGCAAACAGCUUGAUGAAAAGAUAACAGAAGCUCUGGAAGGACUUCCUGGAUUUAAGAGUGUGUCCGUGCUAGACUUCAGACCAGAGAAGGACACCCAAGGGCAAGAUGGCGUGAUGGUGGACUUUGCCGUCACAUUGGUGGUGGAUGGAAAUGGAGCGACCAAUGAACAGAUGGACUACCUGACCCUACAGUCCAACCUGGUGGAGAAUUCAUACCGUGAGGUCAUGGAGCUGAAGCGUCCUACUGUCUACAACAUUAGCGAGAUCAAAAACUUUGUCACCGAAGCCAUGCAGCCACCCGAGCUUGAGAGCGUGUCUGAGGUCCCCGAGCCUUUAAACACCGCUGGAGGAGCCGCGGUCAAAGCUGCAGACGAGCCACAAGAGGUUGUGAUCAUCAGAGAGCACAAUGAAGAUGUAAACAAGGAGGACGUUCUCAGGGCUCUGCAGGCCACGGCAGAAAAUGAUGUCAUCGUCCUGGAGGAAAGUACAGUUGUGUCUCCUGCACCUGUCCUGACCACUGCUGCACCUGAAGCCCUCAGCAUUGAAGAGGAGGAUCUGUUGCUGAAGGAAGAUGUAAACCCCCCUCCAGUCAAGGAGCUUCCAGACAUACUUCUGCCUAAACCCCCGGUGGACGUUGAGUCCUCUGGUGUAGAAGACCUGGAGGUUACCACAAAACCAGCUGUAAUUUUUGAGGCUGACACAGAGACUGCUGAGGUGGCUGCUGUGGGAGAAAAACCAACAACUUUGACUCCAGAAGAGGAUCGUCUUAACGAUAUCGUUGCAGAGGAGGCAGAGAUUUCAGAGCAGCCGGAGACCUCCACUGUAGCAUCUGAGAUCACAGAGGAAGACCUACCUGCUUUAGCCCCACCUCCUGAAUCUGUAGAAGUUGUGACUGAAGCUUCAGUUCAGGAGACCCACUCUGAGGUACCUGUGAUUGAAGAGAGCCAGGGAAUAGAGAUGAAGGAAGAGGCUGCACCUGAAGCUCCUGCAGUGGAGGAGAAGGCUGUGGAAGCUCCAGCGAUCUCAGAAGAAGAUCUUACAGAGGAUGAAAUCAUACUGGUCAACAAAGAGGAGAUGGAGCCACAAGUGACAGGCACCCCGAGCCCACCUCAACCUACCGCACUGUCUCCAGAGAGGGAAUCACCAUUCACCAGAAUCUCUGACAUAAACCCGGUACAUGAUGGACAACCUGACGUCGUCAUCCCUUCAGUGGUGGAGAUCCAGGCCAUGAAUGAAGGACCUGAUGAUGCCACCCCCGGAGACCAGGAGUAUGAUUUGAUUCAGUAUGGUUAUGGUUUGAUCAAUCACACAGAGGAUGGCAGCACGGGUUUUCCAUUUAGCGUGGCACACGGCACUGACCAAGUCAGUAUCGCCAUGCCUGCAAACCCUGGAAGAGCUCUGAUGGUUUUCUUCAGCCUGAGGGUGACCAACAUGAUCUUCUCUGAUGAUCUCUUUAACAAGAGCUCCCCAGAAUACAAAGCUUUGGAGCAACGCUUCCUAGAGCUGUUGGUUCCGUACCUGCAGUCCAACCUGACUAACUUUGAGAACCUGGAGAUCCUGAACUUCAGGAACGGGAGCAUCGUGGUGAACAGUCGGAUGAAGUUUGGAAAGCCUGUGCAACAAGCUGUUACCAGCACUGUCUAUCUGAUCCUGGAGGACUUCUGUAACACGGCCUACCAGACCAUGAACCUUGCCAUCGAUAAGUACUCACUGGACGUGGAGUCAGGUGACAGAGCCAACCCCUGUAAGUUCCAGGCGUGUAACGAGUAUGCAGAAUGUAAAGUGAACAAGUGGUCCGGGGAGGCGGAGUGUGUCUGCAACGCGGGCUACUUCAGCGUGGACGACCUUCCCUGUCAGAGUAUCUGUGACCUGCAGACAGAUUUUUGCCUCAAUGACGGCAAGUGUGACAUCAUCCCGGGCCAGGGAGCCAUCUGCAGGUGUCGCGUCGGGGAGAACUGGUGGUACAGAGGAGAGCACUGCGAGGAGUACGUAUCCGAGCCGCUGGUGGUCGGCAUAGCGAUCGCCUCUGUGGCUGGAUUCCUGUUGGUGGCCUCUGGAGUCAUCUUCUUCCUCGCCAGGACGUUACGGGAUCAGUAUGACAAGGAUGAGUCAGAGGACCCCAUUAGGAGGGCUGAGAGUCUGCCAUCGCUGGAGAGGGCAACAAAGUACAACCCCAUGUAUGAGAGCGAGGCCACUACGGGUUACAGCCACUACUAUCGCCGGUAUCCUGAAGCGCCCGUGUACAGCAGUGCCAGCGCAGAGGCCUCCACUGACUUCAGCAGCGAGGAGAUACGACACAUCUAUGAGAACAGUGAACUGACCAAGGAGGAAAUCCAGGACAGGAUACGCAUUAUUGAGCUCUACGCUAAGGACCGGCAGUUCGCAGAUUUUGUUCGGCAUCAUCAAACUGUCGUGGAUACCCGCAGAGAGAGCUCCUCUGUACAGGCAUAAAGUUCUCCUGUGAACAACAAGAAACAUGCCUCUAUGUUAAAAAAACUGAAGCCGCCUGUCAAGAAUCUCCACUCGUUCAUCACUCAGAGUCUGGAGCGUUCAAGGCGGACUUCUUCUUCAUUCAGCAGACUAUUAUGCUACAGACCAAUGAACCCUCUCAUCAUCUGGGUAUGUCCGGAUCUUGCCCGAACCUGCCUGUUUGGGCAGGAGCACUGACUGUUCUUCGUCCUUCCUCGGUGCCUUCUCUUGACUGUGAGCUGGCUGCGACAUCAAGGGACGUGUUCACAUUUGUCAUAUAAUGGACAACUCCCUGCUGGGAAAACUGGACCGCAUCCUGAUACUUGAAAUUUUGGCAGACACAUCAAACCUGUCUACAGUAGAAUUCUUCUUUAGGGGAAUCAUCAGCUCUGUCUCACAAUGUCAUAUCUAUCCACUUUUUAAUGGAAGAACUUAAAACUGUGAAUAUGUAAAUAGUGUUAUUAUUUGGAUAUUUGAUAGAUGAGAUGUUGUAAACAGUUCCCUGUAUAUUCUGUCUCUAUGAAGCUCAGUUUUACUCUUUAGGUCUUUUCAUAGGGGCACUGGGAAAGCUGCAUUUUUUUUAGUCCAUGGUGCUAUCAAAAAUUAAAAUACUGUAUGGAAUAUAGUUGCAUAUAAAGACUAACCUUUACAGAUUCAAAAACAAUUAAAAUGGGUCAUCUUAAAUGACACUUAACAUUAAAAUAAAAGCUCAAUAUUGAUGGAAAUAGUUUUAUAACUUAUCUGUUAGGAAGUUGGAUAAGAAGAUCUUUUAUCUGUCAAUCCAAUAUGAAACUAACUUCAAGCAACCAUUAGCAUAGCUUAGCAGAAAAGACAGGAAACUAGGAGAAAUCCAGCUCGCCUGGAUCUGUUAAAAGUCAACAAAAUUUGUAUGGAUGUAUUGAAGAACAAUAAUGUAACACGAACCAGAAGGACACUGCAGAGCACCGACCGAUGUCAAGGCUAAUAGUCCAAUUUUCAAUGAAAUACUUGUGCAACUACUUUAAGAAUUGAAUUUGGUCAAAGUUAUCACUUGUUGAUGAGUCGGAUCUGCUAUUACUCUUCAAUGACAUCCUUAACCACCACCCCCCCCACACACACUAACACACACUCACACAAACCCUUCCAGUAAUCCUGCAGACAAACAAACAGCACCAAAGACAGAACUUCUGAGGUGAAAGUAAUUGGUAAGCUUUGAAGCUUUGUGCAACCAAAGCUCACUAAUUACGGAUUUUACAGAUUAAUUGCAGAGAGUAGGCGCAUUUAAACUGGACGGAGCCAGGCUAGCUGUUUCCCCCUGUUUACAAUCUUUGUGCUGAACAGUUAAAUGGCUGCUGGCUGUAGGCUUAUAUUUAAUGUACACAUGUAAAAAUGUUUUUCAGUCCGUUCAAAAAUAAUCCUUGCCAGAGAGCAGCUAUCCAAAAAAAAGUCAAAUUGUUUCUUUAGAGUGGCCAAAUUCAGUGCUAGUGUCCAUUAAUGUCAAAUAACCCAAACAUGAAGUAGAGUGGACGUCCAUUUUCUACCUAUUUUGGGUCCAUCUAUCAAAAACUAUUGUGUAAGUUAGUAAAUGAGUGGUGAGCUAGAUGUGAGAAAGGGAAAACAGUGGUGAUGGGACACAGGUAGAGAGUAUAAACUCACUGGAUCCUGAAAUAACUGAAAACAUGUUACAGGAGGGAAAUACUGUGGGGCAGGUGGAGCAUGGAUUCGAUGAAAUGUUGAUUUGUACUGUUGGAUGUAACAAGAUGAACAACUUGUACACUUGAACAAGACAAUCUCAAGCCAUGUCUCCUGAUAAAAACUUCAAGUCUACGAGCAGUACUUGAAAAAUGACUUGCACUUCAAAUAUUUCUCUGGCCGUGCUCCUGCUCCUCAAUCUGGAACCCUCUGAUGGACUAACUCAUGUGAUUUGUUCUGUAUUUUCAUGUUUCCCUCUGGGCUAGUUAUUCUUGAUCCAACUUGUUUUUUAAUGGACCUUACAGCUGCAGCAAAGUGUGAUCAGUAUAUAUUUUCCUUUGUUGUUGUUGUUGGCUAGCAUGACCUCUGACCUCUCAGGGUCAGAAUCAGCAGAUUAUGUCCUAGCUUCUUGUUUACAUUACAUGCUUCUUAACUUUGCUCUUAUUUUGGAGGUCUGCAUGAGCAAAAAAACCCAGCAGGAGCAGACUUCUGUUACAGUGUCAUGCCUUUUCUGUGUGCUUAUUCAGUUUUGUUUUAUAUGCAUGUUUUUGGGAUUUGUUUUGUUUUUUAAUUUCAUCAUAUAGACCUGUCAAUAAUCUCCAUGCCACCAGUACUGAGGGACAAUCAUCAAACACGCAGUGUUCAGCCAUGUUCAUGACAUCAGAGACAUUACUAACAGUAUAAAUCAUGUGUUUGUCAUUCUAUGAACAUAUUCUUUUUAUACUGAUUAACUGUUUCAUCAUUUAACAGUGUUAAUAUAAC